Lycium ferocissimum is the source of this 2782-nucleotide messenger RNA. RefSeq names its product auxin response factor 9-like. The coding region runs from base 412 to 2280 and encodes 622 amino acids. The transcript has 15 exons. Gene Ontology annotation, molecular function: protein binding; DNA binding. Gene Ontology annotation, cellular component: nucleus. Gene Ontology annotation, biological process: regulation of DNA-templated transcription; response to hormone. NCBI's taxonomy places the organism in Eukaryota, Viridiplantae, Streptophyta, Magnoliopsida, Solanales, Solanaceae. The record is from RefSeq and is a predicted model, not a curated record.
AUCUGUCUGAAGCAGCAACAAAAACCUCUGUUUAUCGAAAAAAUUUCAGCUUUAUAACUAGUCCGUUUUAAAGGGUGUCCAAAAACAUAGUAAUUAUUAUGUUUUUCAAACUCUAUUUAUUGUUACAAAGAAAUAUUUUUUGUCUGAAUAGAGGUGACAAAUGCAAGAUUUAGAGUUCCUAAUUCUGAAGUUAUAUUUAAUUUUCAUUUGCGAAAAAAAUACAAACUUGUAACCAUUAGCAUAUAUAUAUAUUUUCAACUUCUUUUUCUUUUCAUUAUAUAUAGUUCAAGAUCAUUUACUAGCCAAAAAAAAAGAUGCUGCCCAUGUAGAGGAAAUGGAGUUAUAUUAGCCUACAAAAAAAAUUUGGAAUUUUUGAGCCACAGUAUAUUUUUUAUUUAGAAUUCAAUUUUCAUGGCAAAUAAAGGGUAUUAUAUGUCUCCCCAGCAACACAAUUUCUCAGCUGAAGGUGAAGAUGAAUUGUACUUAGAGUUAUGGAGAUUGUGUGCAGGUCCAUUAGUGGAUAUUCCAAAAAAUGGAGAAAGAGUUUACUAUUUCCCACAAGGUCACAUGGAACAAUUGGAGGCAUCAACAAAUCAGGAGCUGAAUCAGAGAAUACCAUUGUUCAAUCUUCAACCAAAGAUCCUUUGUAGUGUUCUUGACAUUAAACUUCUGGCUGAGCAAGAUACUGAUGAGGUUUAUGCCAAGAUCACUUUGUUGCCGGAAGCGGAUCAAGUUGAGCCUGCUAGUCCAGAUCCGUCCUCACCUGAGCCUCCGAGGCCCAAAGUUGAUUUCUUCUACAAGGUUUUAACUGCAUCCGAUACGAGCACUCAUGGUGGAUUUUCCAUUCUGAGGAAACAUGCUAAUGAAUGCCUGCCCCCGCUGGACAUGAGCCAGCCGACUCCAUCACAGGCAUUGGUCGCCAAGGACCUUCAUGGCAUCGAGUGGCACUUUAAACAUAUAUUUAGAGGCCAACCCCGGAGGCAUUUGCUUACCACAGGAUGGAGUACCUUUGUUUCCCUGAAAAGAUUAGUUACAGGGGAUGCUUUUGUAUUCUUAAGGAGUGAAAAGGGUGAAGUUCGAAUAGGGGUUAGACGACUUGCUCGACAACCGAGCUCAAUGCCACAAUCAGUGAUUUCAAGUCGGAACAUGCACCUAGGAGUGCUAGCUACUGCAUCUCAUGCUCUUGCAACCCGGACCAUGUUUGUUGUAUAUUACAAACCAAGAACAAGUCAGUUUAUCGUAGGCCUAAACAAAUAUCUGGAGGCUGUUAAUCAUCGGUAUUCAGUUGGCAUGAGAUUCAAGAUGCAUUUUGAAGGGGAAGAGAUUCCCGAGAGAAGAUUUACAGGUACCAUAGUAGGAAUUGAAGUUAGUUCCUCGCAGUGGAAAGAUUCUAAAUGGAGAUCAUUGAAGGUUCAAUGGGAUGAGCCUGCAUCUGUUUUAAGGCCUGAUAGAGUUUCUCCGUGGGACAUCGAACCAUUUGUGGCGUCGGUCCCUACUUCUCUCAUUCAGCCAAUGCCAGUGAAGAAUAAAAGGCAUCGACCAACUAACGAAACCAAAGCUUCAGAUGGAAUUAGGUCGGCUUCUGAAGUUAAUGCUGCUUUGAAUAUGUUCUUAUAUGAGACAGAAGCCGGUAAAAAUGCUUCAUCUCGGCCUGCUUUUCCAAGCUUUGCAUCCUCACAAUUCGUAAAGGAGAACGAUGAGAGAAAAUGUGAUACAAUAACAUCCUUUAGAUUGUUUGGAAUUGACUUGAAAAGUCCUUCGUUCUGUUCUGCUAUUGAAAACCCGCCUCUAAAGCCAGCCAACAUUUCCGAUGGUUCUGCUGAACUGUUGUGCUUUCGAAACACGACUUCUGCUGGUGAUUCAGAAGACAACUCUGGCCUUUCGGGAGAUUCCAAAGAUCAAAAGCAAGAGCAGUUGCAUUUGCUGCCAAAGGAGGUUCCCAUGAAGCAGAAUUUUUCCACCAGAAGCUGCACUAAGGUUCAAAUGCAAGGGGUAGCUGUGGGUCGUGCGGUGGAUUUAACUGUAUUGAGUGGAUAUGAUGAGCUCGUGAAGGAACUCGAACAAUUGUUUGAGAUCCAGGAAGAGCUUCAUGCACGAAAUAAGUGGGAGAUUGUUUUUACAGACGAUGAAGGAGAUAUGAUGCUUAUGGGCGAUCAUCCUUGGCCAGAGUUCUGCAAUGUCGCGAAGAGGAUAUUCAUUUGUUUUAGUCAAGAUAUGAAAAGUUUCGGUGCAGGAACUAAAUCUCCAUCUUUCGAAAGUGAAACAACUGCUUCGACAUGAAAAUUUGGAAGAGAAUAAAGUUGUGCACUUUUUUGCUUCUCUCCAAAUGUGGAUAAUAUUCCUCUUGUUGACUUCCAGCAGGUAUCUGCAAUCUUCAAUAAUAGCCCUUCGAUGAUGUUCUCUAUGCAGUCUUGUUGGAUAAGCUUGACAACAAGCAGACAGUUGAAUCCUUUUGCAUCUAGUCAAUUUUAGCUUCCCUCAUAUCAGAGCGAAGUUUAGAUACGAAAAUUUCCUCUUUUUUUCCCCUUGUCUUCCUAAUUAUUCUGUUAGGCUGUUGGAAUGACACAUCAUACUUGUGCAACCAAUUAAGAUCAGUUAGUGAAGGGGUUAGUAUUAGAAGCUUGUAUGUAUGUAUGUAAUGAUUCUGGUGGAAGUUUGACUGUUGUAUCCCUUUAGUUGUAGCUACUCAAAUGGGGUUGCAGCAGGAAAAACUUACACCUUGUGUUUAUGUAAAACCAAUAAGUAUAUGCCACGUUUUUCUAUAUACGCAUUUAUUGCUUAA